Messenger RNA from Baudoinia panamericana UAMH 10762, 878 nucleotides. RefSeq lists its product as uncharacterized. Lineage: Eukaryota; Fungi; Ascomycota; Dothideomycetes; Mycosphaerellales; Teratosphaeriaceae. The transcript has a single exon. The record is from RefSeq and is a predicted model, not a curated record. Bases 93 to 647 code for a protein of 184 amino acids.
AGUAUCAAGCUCGCAUGCAAGUUGGAAGCUUGGAGUCUCCGUCUUGAUCGUGUUCGCAUCCACGAGCAGGUUCCGGGAUCGUGUCCGGCAACAUGGUCAACAUCGCGGAAGGCGCGAUUCACAUGCGGCGUGUUGGCGCCAUUCGUCGUUUCCAAGAAAGUCACAACGAACAAAGCGACCAGAUUGACCGUCGCGAGCAACGCUGCGAAGCUGGAGCAGCACAUGACCGGAUCAUGUCCAAAAAAACCACGGUGAUCUUGCCAGGCUUGGGAGAAGUGUACCGGCGAGCAAUCUGUUCAACUCAUAGGGCGCAGACCAGAUCAAGGCUCAGGAUUGUACAUUGCCUUCCCCCGGAGAAGCAGUGGAGUUCGUGGUCGCGCGUGCGAUCUUGUUCAUCGUCCCCGCCAGGCUCCGGCUCAGGCUCACGGCCAACAUCAAGAAGGCUUCACACAUUCGCCGCUGCGAUUAGGAAUUUACGCUCGGAUCAAAACCCACAGCCCGCGCGGGGAGAAGAACGGCAUCGGGUUCGCUGGCACGCCCGUCGAUCCGGCAGCCUGAUCAUGUCUUGUAUUCCAGCACACCCGAUUUGUCCCGUGCCACCGCCAGUCCAAGCUCAUGCAUUCGUGCAGCGUCGUGCAAGGUGCUGAGAGACCUCACGGCCUGGUGCAGACAUCACUCCAGCACCUGUCAUCCCAACUGUAUAGGAGACGAUGAGGAAUGCAUUCAAGCGGCGAACCUUGUUCAUUUCAGCCCGAACCUGUGUUCAGCGCUCUCGACGGCUGGCAAGAAGUAUGAUGAUGCUCGCAAUAGCGUAGUGAAUCAUGCUACGCAGGUCAAACUUGGCGAGGAUCGGACGGAGGACGUCGAGACUGAAGAUC